Erpetoichthys calabaricus (reedfish) is the source of this 906-nucleotide messenger RNA. RefSeq names its product trace amine-associated receptor 13c-like. Bases 1 to 906 code for a protein of 301 amino acids. NCBI's taxonomy places the organism in Eukaryota, Metazoa, Chordata, Cladistia, Polypteriformes, Polypteridae. Gene Ontology annotation, cellular component: membrane. Gene Ontology annotation, molecular function: trace-amine receptor activity. Gene Ontology annotation, biological process: G protein-coupled receptor signaling pathway. The transcript has a single exon. The record is from RefSeq and is a predicted model, not a curated record.
AUGGCUGCAGUAAUGCUUACGUUUUGUGGAAAUCUUGUGGUGAUAAUUUCUAUCAGUCAUUUCAAGCAGCUCCACACACCAACUAACAUACUUGUUCUUUCCCUGGCUGUAGCAGACUUCUUAGUGGGAGUUAUUAUAAUGCCUUUCAUGCUCAUUCAGUCGGUGGAGACGUGUUGGUAUUUUGGGGAGACGGUUUGUUACAUUUAUACAUGCUUUCUUUCAACAUUAACUACAGUUUCUGUGUUUAAUUUAGUAUUAAUAGCUAUUGAUCGAUACUUUGCUGUUUGUAAUCCAUUACUUUAUUCUGCUAGAAUCACUGUACGGAUUACGUGCACAGCUGUUCUGUUCAUCUGGUUGCUAACAUUUUCUUAUGGUUGUUCAGCAGUGUUUAGUGGUGGAAGUAUUGAAGGCAAUUUGGAAUUAGAUCCAUGUCCUGGAGACUGCCUCCUCAUGCUUAAUUCAACUUGGUCAAUAGUGGACCCUAUAUUUGGCUUUAUCUUCCCUGUUUACAUAAUGGCAAUUCUUUACACCAGAAUUUUUAUUGUCGCAAAGCGACAUGCAAAAGCAAUCUCAAUGCAGCAAAACUCACAAAACAAUAAAUACAAAAGCAACAAGAGUAAAAAAUCAGAAAGAAAAGCAGCAAAAACAUUAGGAAUAGUUAUGGCAGUAUUCUUGUUUUGCUUGUCACCUAUUUAUAUCUUUACAGUAAUCACUUUGUUUACAAAUAUAACUCUUCCUUCUGCCGUAUCAUGCACUCUUAUUUGGCUGAUUUAUUUAAACUCAAGCAUGAAUCCAAUCAUGUAUGCAUUGUUUUAUCCUUGGUUUCAAAAGUCCUUUAAGCUAAUUGUAUCUUUACAGAUAUGUAGAAAUGGAUCAUCUUUAACAAAAUUGAUGCCAGAAUAUUAG